CCCAAAAUGUUACUACUUGAAGAAUACCACGAUGUCCUAUACGCAAGACACUUCGGUAGCAACAAGAUGCUGACCGGUAUCGCAAAGCACUACUACUGGCCCUACUUGGCAGAAGAUGUUCAGAAAUUCGUCACCUCAUAUGAUACAUGUCAACGAAUGAAGAGCAGCAAGCAGAAGAAGGCGGGACUUCUACUGCCUCUUCCUGUCCCAGAACAACCAUGGCAAGUGGUCAGCCUGGAUUUCAUCACCGGGUUACCACCUACCACUACCGGUCAUGACGCAAUCCUUGUCGUCAUCGACAAGUUCUCCAAAAUGGGACACUUCAUCCCGAUACACACGACAGCGCGUACCGAAGAAACAGCACAACUCUUCAUUCGUUACAUCAUCUCACAACAUGGCAUUCCAACCACACUCAUCUCCGACCGAGACCCCAAGUUCACCAGCAAGUUUUGGAAGGAACUAAUGUCUCUGCUCAGGACCAAACUCGCCAUGUCCUCCGCUUACCAUCCGCAGACAGACGGACAGACCGAGCGCCUCAACCAGGUUGUCGAGCAACUCCUCCGAGCAGCCUGCAAGGACGAGAUCUCUAAAUGGGACUUGCACCUACCCGUACUGGAGUUUGCUUACAAUAACGCUACACACGUCGAUACAGGACAGAUGCCAUUCUUCCUCUGCUAUGGAUGCCACCCACUCACACUACAAAAACCGACAGCCUCAGCUACAGUCCAACCUGCACACAAUUUCAUCACAACCAUGCAUCAGCUUUGGGAUUGGACCCACAAGCGCCUCCUCGACAUUCAACAGCAACAGAAGCGCCAGGUCGAUCGCCAUCGCAACGACCACACCAUCACCGUGGGGGAGCAGGUGCUUCUCGACACCCGCAACCUGGACAUUAGCCAUCUCCCAUCUAAACUUCGACCUCGCUUCUGCGGGCCUUUCCUCGUUGAAGCACAGAUCACUCCUGUUACCUUCUGCUUACGCCUGCCAGGUACCUGGAAGAUUCACAACGCCUUCAAUGUCCAACUUCUGAAGCCCUAUCGGGAUCCGAACGCGAUCUUCGUCGGACGCCAACCGCCGCCGCCGCCGCCCGUCCUCGUCCUGAAUGAACACGAGUAUGAGGUCGAGUCCGUGCUUGCACACCGCCGUGGUCGGAAUGGCACCGUGGAGCUUCUUAUUCGUUGGAAGGCUUAUGAUCCUUCUGAGGACAGCUGGGUACCUGAGACCGACAUGGGUAACGCCCAUCGUCCUCUUCAUGACUACCUUGUCAAGCAGGGUGUUACUUCUACCACCCAGCUUUGAGGGGGGGAAGUGUGAGAGUAC
This is a messenger RNA of Closterium sp. NIES-67, 1320 nucleotides long. NCBI's taxonomy places the organism in Eukaryota, Viridiplantae, Streptophyta, Zygnematophyceae, Desmidiales, Closteriaceae. The record is from the annotation of a GenBank genome assembly.